AUGGAGGGUUUUGAAGAAAACUUUCAGGUUUUGGAAUCACAACAACUUGGCAGGUUUGUGGUGGCGAAGCGCGACCUGGCUCGAGGUGAGCAAAUCCUACUGGAGGAACCAUAUGUGACCGGUCCGUACUGGGAUGCCGACGUUAGUUGCUUGAACUGCUUCAGGGAUUCAUGCUCCACGUGCCACAAGUGUGGAGCUGUUCCACUUUGUUACGAUUGCGUAGAUCAUGAGGAGGCGGAGUGCCAUUUCUAUCGGACGUCCCAGUUGGAUAGGCAUUUCAUUUACAACCACUUCAACGUGAUUAUGCCGGUGCGCUGUUUGUUGCUGUACAGAAGCAAUCGGGAACGGUACGACGAGGUGAUGGCCAUGGAAGCUCGCCUGGAGGAGCGCAGGGGAACGGAGAUCUGGGACAUUCACGAGAAGUAUGUCGUGAAACCAUUGCUGGAGAGUGGAAUUUUCGGGCAGUUCGAAGAUUUGGAAGUCACCGGAGAGCUGAUUCAGCGGAUCUGCGGCCUGUUGGAUGCCAAUACGUUUGAGAUUCGAGGCAAUGUGGACAGCCGUGGGGUGCAGAUGAGUAACUUGGCUCGAGGUCUCUAUCCAAAGACGGCUUUGAUGACGCAUAAUUGUAUGCCGAACACGCUGCUGUCGGUCGAUGGGUACUCCAAUGUGCGGGUAUUUACGACGGUUCCGGUGAAGAUGGGCGAAAUAUUGCACAUCAGCUACACGAGAAGUUUGUUUGGUACUUAUGAUCGUCAAACGCAUCUUCGAAAAGGCAAAUUUUUCAUUUGCACCUGCAAACGUUGCAAGGAUCCAACGGAGCUGGGAACUCAUCUGAGUUCGAUCAGGUGUACGGAAUGUGAUGAGGGACUUUGCUCGUUCUAUGCAAGCGAUCCAAAAUGGGAGUGCAACAAGUGUCACAAACUUCUGAAGCGAGAGUACGUCAACGAAGUGAUGUGUACUGCCCGGGAAGAGAUUAUGGCUUGUCCUCUAGAAGUCCGUGCCCUCGAACGGGUAAUCGGCAAGCAUUCAAAAGUGCUAAAUCCACACCACUCGCUAGUGAUGGAAGCCAAACAGACGCUGGUGGGUGAGCUCAGGACAAUCUGCCUGUCCACGGAACCGGCCAGCGUACCGAAGCCGGUCCUAAGGCGAAAAUUCGAACUUUGCGAGGAAAUUCUGUCGGUGCUGCGCAUCCUGGAACCGGGCCUAUCUCGACUGGUCGGUAUCGCCUUGUACGAGUACCAUGUUGCACUCGUCGAACUAUCCCGGAGGAAUUUCGACACGACGGAAAUCAGAUCCCACGAUCUGUUGGACAACUUGAUCAAAGCGGAAGGUGAGCUGAAGCAAGCCAUCAGUAUGCUACUGUUCGAGCAUAGUACCACGCCGGAGGGUCAGCUCGCCAAACGGGCGAUGCGAGAGCUGAAGGAGCUGCGUGCGGAAAUUGCAGUAGUUCGAGCGAUGAUUGAAGAUGAAAAGCUGGAACCGCAGAGUCGUAACCAGAGGGGCAACAGCAAUGCGAACAACAAUUAUAGGCUUAAGUUUGGCAAGCGUCGAUAGAGCGUGGCCACGUUUUGUUGUUGUCGUUGUUAAUGUACGGUGUCAAUCUUCGUAAUUUUCCAGUUAAGUUUUUACAAAGGAAGGUUCUCAAUUCUUCUACCAGAACGAUCCAACACGUUACGGCUCUUUGUUUUGUGUUUUACCUCUUGAUUCUUUUUUAUUUGAUUUUCAUUGAGUUUUGUUUUUCUUUCAUUUUUCCAUUUGUUGUCUUCAUUGAUUAAUAAUAUAUUCUUACUCUUGUGCAACGAGAAAUACAGAAGAAAACUUCUUAAAAUAUCUAUUUUUUGUUUCAAUGUAACAGAGACGGGAUUAAAAUUCAUUGUGUUCUUGUUCUUCAAUUAUGUUUUUCUCUUUUUUUCAUUUCUCAUUAAUUGAUUCCAUUUGUUUUCACAUUGCUACUACAUAUAUAGACACCGUCAUGCUUCCAGGGCAGGCCCGACUGACUUCAGCUCAGAUUCCAAUGACUUUUGCGAAAACUUGUGUCAUCCACGGUCACUGCGCUUUUCGCUUUUUCCAGCUGGGGCUGCCCGAAGUAAUCCGGCGCUAUAAAUCACGAUAGAGUCAAUAUAUUGUAUGUUCGUUAGGUUUUUAGUGUGUGAAUAUUUGUGCUACUUAAAACAACCGAAAAAUUGGAGAAAUAGCGGAUUUUACUUUUUGCCUUUUUUUUUUUGCUACUGCCCUUCCGUUCGUGUUCGUUAGAAAAGGGGAGCGAACCGCGCCGGGAGGGAACAACGAAAUACGAAAACCGACUCUGGGGAGGGGGACAACGAUUUAAAACACGCUAACGUCAUACAAUUUAGCGUUGGUGCAAAAUUUGCUUUUCAUUUUUGUUUUGUAUUGUUUGCUUAGAGUCCUUUAUCACAUUCUACCUAUUUUGCUUUAUUCAAAAUCAUUUCAUUAUUGAUUAAUUUGCUUUGCUUUGAUGUUUUACUUUUUUUUUAAGGUUUACUGCUUCUGUUGGUUUAAAUUUAACCGUUUCAGCGUAAAAACGAGAAAGGGCCUCUACAAACAGUCAUGAUUUAGAAAAAGGUGUCUGUUAGAAUCUAAAAUACGGUACCUUUGCGUUGGUGGUUUCGCUAUUAUGAUUUUUCGUUCUAUUUGUUUGUUCUAAUUUCAUUUCUUUUUCCUCUUUCUAGAAUUUGCGUUUUUUGAUUUCCGCUUCCCUGCACGACGUCAACUGGUUCAAACGAUAUUCUCUUUUUGCACAAAGUUUUUUUUUUGUUGUUGUUGUAAUUCUGUCUCAUUGUCGUCCUUUUCUCGUCCAAUUAGUUAAAACCAACCUAAUAUGCCUUAGUUUGUAUGUAUCAUUGUUUUGUUUUUGUUUUUUAUUUGUUCCACUUUUUCCUUCAUUUUCCAGCGUUCUCUAGUAGAAAUUGGAAAUUGUUUACGAAAAUAUCACUACCACAAUAAGAUGAGAGCUAACGGAGCGCGGUUUGCUCGGGGGAGCAGAAGGGAACAGAGAUCGUGGCGACAACCGGUCUCAAUCCCCCUCUCCCCCGCGAAACCCCGCAUUCCACAGUAAAUUGUCUUAUAAAACUAGCAUCUACUACAAAAAUAAUAAUUAGUUUUUUUGUUUUGUUUGUU
This is a messenger RNA of Ochlerotatus camptorhynchus, 3138 nucleotides long. RefSeq names its product SET domain-containing protein SmydA-8-like. The transcript is spliced from 7 exons. Gene Ontology annotation, molecular function: protein binding. Lineage: Eukaryota; Metazoa; Arthropoda; Insecta; Diptera; Culicidae. The coding region runs from base 1 to 1554 and encodes 517 amino acids. The record is from RefSeq and is a predicted model, not a curated record.